Molecule: messenger RNA, 684 nt
Organism: Rotaria socialis
Lineage: Eukaryota; Metazoa; Rotifera; Eurotatoria; Philodinida; Philodinidae
Source: the annotation of a GenBank genome assembly
AUGAAAUGUUCUGAAUUGAUUUUUUGUGCCAACAAUGAUAGGACAUGUUAUCAGCCUGGCCAUAUAUGUGUAAGUAAUCCAAGAUGUCAAAGUGUUCCAUUGUGUUAUUCAGUAGAUCUACCGCCAAUAAUACCUGACGAUGGUAUAUGCGAAAGUGUCACAUGGAAUACAACUGGAGUCACCGUGGCUGGAGCACAUGGAGCAGGUUCGGAAUUAAACGAACUCAAUUCUCCUCUAGGAUUAUUUGUCGACAAUGAAGGUGCUGUUUAUGUUGUGGAUACUUGGAACGAUCGAAUAGUCAAAUGGACACCUGGAGCAUACAUUGGCAAAGUAGUAGCUGGUGGUAAUGGAGAAGGCAAUGCCAAUAAUCAGUUAAAUCGACUGGCAAUGGAUCAUGAAGGAUCUCUGUAUAUCUCUGAUGAUGAACGACACUGUAUAAUCAAAUGGCCUAGUAACAACGUAGUAGCAGGUGAAAACGGAGAAGGGUCUGAUAUGAAUAAACCCUUGGAACCUGCUCACGUAUUUGUCGAUGAAAAUCAAUCUGUAUUUGUAAUAGAUUUCCAGAGUGCUAAAGUCAUGCAAUGGCCAGUAGGCUCCAAGGAAUGUAUUCUUGUUGCUGGUGGUAAUGGGGAGGACGAUGUUGCUAAUCAGUUGAAUGGAAUAAAAUAUUCAACAAUGAUGUAA